Messenger RNA from Theobroma cacao (cacao), 3228 nucleotides. RefSeq lists its product as uncharacterized. Gene Ontology annotation, molecular function: RNA binding; pseudouridine synthase activity. NCBI's taxonomy places the organism in Eukaryota, Viridiplantae, Streptophyta, Magnoliopsida, Malvales, Malvaceae. The record is from RefSeq and is a predicted model, not a curated record. Gene Ontology annotation, biological process: tRNA pseudouridine synthesis; mRNA pseudouridine synthesis. Gene Ontology annotation, cellular component: nucleus.
UUAGGGGAUAGAAAAGAACAGAACACAACCUAGAAGGCCCAACAGUUACAUUACUGCCUGUGGAGAGUUCGAUCACUUUAAAACGCUAGAAACAUGGAGAUUCCAGAUACCCCAGACACGAAAAUAGCUAAAUCGCCCCCGCCCCUGCCGCCGACGACGCAAGAACCAGACCCCAAAAGACUCAAAAUGUCUACUACAACCACUUCCGACGACGAAGAAACCGCUUCCGCCACCAACGGCACCAAAAAACAGAGAUACAAACGACGGAAGAUCGCCAUUUUCUUUGCCUACUGUGGCGUCGGCUAUCAAGGCAUGCAAAAAAAUCCAGGAGCCAAAACCAUCGAAGGCGACCUUGAAGAAGCACUGUUCCACUCUGGCGCCGUCCCCGAGCAAGACCGCGGCAAUCCAAAGCGCUAUGAUUGGGCUCGCUCGGCCCGAACGGAUAAGGGCGUAAGCGCCGUGGGCCAGGUCGUUUCUGGGCGGUUCUACAUCGACCCGCCUGGACUCGUGGAGCGCCUUAAUCGGAUACUACCUGCCCAGAUUCGGAUAUUUGGGUAUAAGCGUGUGACGGCGUCGUUUAACUCGAAGAAGUUUUGUGAUCGGCGGCGGUACGUUUAUCUUAUUCCUGUUUUUGCUCUUGAUCCAAGUUGUCAUAGGGAUAGGGAAAGUGUUUUGGCUAGUUUAGGAUCUGGUAAUGAGCUUGUUAAGUGCUUGGAGUGCUCAGAAAGAGGCCGUAAAGUCGCAGGUGUUAUGGGCAAGCGGAGUUUCGAAGCCAAGUCGACAAUAGUUCAGUCUGACGUUUCUUCGAACAAUGGAGAAUCUGGAAAUGUAAUUAAGGAACAUAACCUGACAUCUGAACUUGAGGAGGUUACUGAUAGUUCUGUCCAAAAUGAGGUUACUGAAGUGGAUAAAGUUAAUGUAGAAAAGAUACCCCUGGAGGAAAGAAGGUUUUGUUAUGGUGAGGAAGAGAAGGGGCGGUUCAAUAGAAUAUUGAAGCAUUACGUUGGGUCUCACAACUUUCAUAACUUCACUACAAGAACAAAAGCUGAAGAUCCUUCUGCACGUCGCUAUAUCGUAUCAUUUCACGCAAACACUGUUGUUAAUGUUGAGGGCAUUGAUUUUGUCAAGUGUGAGGUUGUAGGUCAGAGCUUCAUGCUUCAUCAGAUUCGAAAGAUGAUUGGAAUGGCCGUUGCGGUAAUGAGGAAUUGUGCUUCUGAGUCACUGAUUGAAACUGCAUUACGAAAGGAUGUGAGCAUCAAUGUACCUACAGCACCCGAGGUUGGUUUGUACUUGGAUGAGUGCCUCUUUGCAUCAUAUAACCAAAAGUGGAAAGAUAGUCAUGAAGAGUUGUCUAUGAAAGCUUAUGAAGAAGAGGCAGAGGAAUUCAAAAUGAAGUUUAUAUAUUCUCAUAUUGCCUCAACAGAACGUGAGGAAGGAGUUGUAGCCCUAUGGUUGCAUUCUCUGAACCACAGAAAUUACCCUGAUUUAAGGGGCUGCAAUGUAGAAAUGAUAGAGGGGAUGAGUCUUAAGGUGGAUAAUAAUACAGACAACACAGACGCGAAGAGUGCUUCAGUGGAGAAAAAUGGAGAUGCUGAGAUACAGAGUGCCAAAGAUUAGAAUAUGACCGAAUGAACAGUCUCAUAAUGUUUCUAUUUCGUUUAGAAUUCUUUGCUUCUGCUUCUUAUUAUCUUUUAGCAAGGUGGGGUUGAAUUUUGGAGCUCUCCUGGCGUUACUUACAAGGCUGCUCAUGUUUGGAAUGAAAUCGGUCACAAACAAGAGAAAUGUGGAAUGGCAUAGACUCGUUUGGUUUCAACACCAUAUUCCUUGACAUGCCUUGAUCACUUGGAUAGCUAUUUUGGACAGUCUAUCAACCAAAAGCAGACUUCAUUCUUGAGUUGUGCAUUUGGAUUCUGUUGACUCUCCCUUUUGCAAGCUGUGGCAAAAUAAGGGACCAUAUUUUCUGCACUUAUGAUUUCUCAAGGCAGCUUUAGGACAAAGAUCUUCAUGCUCGUGGUAUAUGGUGACUGGCAUUCUGAAUUGCAGUGGCCAGUGGGCUAAAGACAAACUUAAGGGAACAGUACUUGCUUCAGUCAUCCUUUGCCUUGCUUGGUGUUCUUAUAUGUACCACUUGUAGAGGGAGAGAAACAGCAGGAUUUAUGGAGAGAAGGCAAAUUCGAUUUUUUCCCUUUUUUUGUUCCAUUGUUAAUGAUGAUGUUAGAUUUAGGCUUCAGGGGCUAGGAAUUUUACUAUCAACAGGGCUUUAUGUAAUACCGUGUCUCUAAGCUGGCAUAGUUGUUGCUUUGUUGGAUUUGUUGAUGCUGCUGUUUGUAGCCUUGGUUUUUUCUCUGUGGCAGCUUUGCUACCUUUUUUCUUUUGCCUGAGCUUGCUGCUUCUUGGAUAAUAAAAUUCUUAAUUGUCCAGAAAAAUCCUUUUACUUUGAAUGUUGACCCUGUUUGAUAUCUGUUAAGUGCACGGGGAUGUUAAGCUUGAGAACUUUGUACUUGGUCUACCAUCUAUACUAUAAGAGAUUAAGUUGUUUCCCGUUGACCUUGGAUUAGGCGAGUAAAUUUGAUUUUAGCCCUACACUUUCUUUAUAGAUUUCCUUUAUUAUGUCUUAUCAACACCAAGGCAUUGCAGCAACAAAGUGGAAAGAUAGCAGCAGGCUGCAUGUUGGUUAUAAUUAACACCCUGAUAUUUUCAGAGGAACUGUUGGGUAUGCAAAUGUUCAUGCUUAUUCGGGAAGAACUGCCUGGUAGAGAUGAUCUUGAGUCUCCUGCAUAGACACUUGAAUGCCUACAUUGAGGUUGAUUACCAUGGCAGGGCUAUCAGGUGCGGCUGAUAUAACCAUCAUUCUGGAGUUGCUUGAUCGGAGCAUAAUUUUUAGCAUUUAUCUUCUACAUUGUUAUCUUGGUCUUUCUUUUACUUUCCGGAUGCAGGGUGACAACAAAUCCUUCUUAGUCUGCGAAAGAAAAUGGUUACAUCACCUGAAAAUGGUAUCUUUGAGAGUGUGGUGAACAUGGAGAGCCCAACUACUCCGAACUAAUAACUUUAUUCGAGGGUUUGACAGGACCAAAUCAACUACAAGGCCAAUAAACCCUGAUGGUGCUCAAAAGGUAUCUAUGUGUAUAUUUAAAUAUGUUUUUGUAUUAAAUAGGGUAACGUUACUCUGAAACAGAUACCGUCUUAGCCUUACUAUACACUAGAACUGAGUGGAUGAGUUGUCGCUUA